GCUGCUCCACGCAUUAAAACAUGGCGGAGGCUAAUGAGCCCCCUCCUAUCAACGCCAGUAUUUUCCCCGCUAAACUUUGGCGCAUGGUGAACAACCCGGAAGACGGAGCCAUACGGUGGGACAGCGGCGGGAAGGUCAUCAUCAUCGACCAGCAGCUCCUUGAGACCCGCAUCCUGUCCCCCAGCUCCAUCACCGCAGACAGCUUCAAGACUACCAACUUCACCAGCUUCGUCCGCCAGCUCAACCUGUAUGGCUUUAAAAAACACCAGCCGCGUGUUGAUCAGGGGAAAGCUGAUGAAGCCAGGUCCUAUCAUUAUUAUAGCAACCCCAACUUUGUGCGAAGUUCCCCUCAGCUCCUAAGGAACCUGGUGAGGCUGACUGUGGAAAAUAAAGCCAAGCUUAGUGCAGGACAGCGGCUCACUUCUCGGCUUCCUAACUCGCAAUCAGGCUUCAGCGGAGAAAACACGGACCUGGUAUUAACAGAGAGUUGCUCCUUGCCUCUGCAUCCCUCACAUCAGGCUCAUCCAUACCAUCCCUUUAAAUUCCAGGGGAUGAGACCACAAAGCGGAACCCCAGUCCCACCUAGAUACCUCCACAGGGUUCCUGUUGCAGCUCCUUCCCAUCCUUAUCUUCAUCUUUUGAAAGAGAGACAGGUGCCUUUAUGCAACAACUACACUGCAGUAGCCUCCAACUCCAACAUGCUGUAUGUCCGGAGGGCCCUCCUGCCUCCUACACUCAACAGAAGCCCAGGAUUCAACAGUUUAGAUCAUCCAAAUCACCCUCUUCAACCUGGCUGCUAUGCCCCAGCUUGCUGUCUCUUCCACCCGAACCGUGUGGCACUAACUACUGCAGUCCCCGCUGCUCAGUCGCCCUCUCCUAUAGGUUAUUAUCAGGCAGGAAGUCCUGUGACCGUGUUUGGGUUCAACCGCAACUUACACGGUACAGAAAACCAGGAGGGGGAAAAAAACGACAUUGACUUGGAUGCAGUUUUCCAGAUUGCAGAUGAGGUGAUGCAAACGUCCUCCAGCGUCUGUCUGGUGAAAGUCCAGACUAGAGAGGAACCCGUCUCUGUGCCAGAGCCUUCCUUUGAGCAUGCUGAUGCCAUAUCGUGUGACAACAAUAGGAGCGCUGCUGCAGUUACAAAUAAAAAGGAGAAGCUUGUGGUUUCACAACCUGACCAAAAGGCUGAAGAUGCUAAACACGAGGCUCGCUCUGAUCCAGAGCUCAGUGUGGAUGCUAACAACUCAGCUGAAGAUUCCAGUCAGGGUUAGGAUGAGCAGACCACAUCUGGUUUUUAGAUCUCAACUGACUGAUUCUUUGAGCAUGAAACGAGACGCCCUGGCUCAGUCUGCAACCAGACUUCAGUAUCCACUUUGUUCAUUUCGUCUGCCAGUAAAAACUGUUCUAUUGUUUUGACACAAGCCUUUUUUCUCAUUAUUUUUUUGUUGUUGUUGCUCAGUUGUUGUCCUUACAGUACUGAAAAAACUGUAAUGUAUUUGCCUUAAACUCAUAAUUUUUUUUGUUGAAUGCUGUACAUGCUUUUAAAAACAGUGGCAGCUCUUUUGCAGAAUGGGAUUUCGAAGAGAAAUAAAACUCAGGAACCUUUUUAGGUUUGUAAAGGAAACUCUGUUAAAGUUGAAUAUUUCCAGCUAUAAAUUGCUCGCUUUUGAAGCAGCAGUUACUGGUAUGUCUGAUAUACAUUUCAAGACAUAAAUGUUAUUCAAAAAUAUAAUAAAAAACAAAAUGUA
Messenger RNA from Cyprinodon tularosa, 1748 nucleotides. RefSeq names its product heat shock transcription factor family member 5 (gene hsf5). Gene Ontology annotation, biological process: regulation of DNA-templated transcription. The record is from RefSeq and is a predicted model, not a curated record. Gene Ontology annotation, molecular function: sequence-specific DNA binding; DNA-binding transcription factor activity. Lineage: Eukaryota; Metazoa; Chordata; Actinopteri; Cyprinodontiformes; Cyprinodontidae. The transcript has 6 exons. Bases 21 to 1271 code for a protein of 416 amino acids.